GUUAGUGCCAACUUCCUGUUUACCACUUGUUCCUUGAGACAGUUCAGGGAUUGCAACAGUAGACUGUCGUGUGAUUUGGAUGACAACAUACACUGAUUCGACGUCCUACAGCUACGAAAUUGUUCACUUUCUUACGUCCGUCCUUUUUGUUAUUACAUAGGAAACAGAGGGGAGAUGAAGACGUGACAUUGAGGAAACGUGAUUAGGCCAGGAGUCCUCGAGAAAUCCUGAGUCUGGUGCCCGUACAGUAGUUCCUAUUUUGGUUUUGGUGAACACCUCUAUUGACAAGCGGAGCCGUACAAAACGAAAACGCAAUGUUACACAGGAUUACCAGGUAUACAACUGAAUGACUAUUUUAGCAAUGUUUCUGAUAAUAUAUUGAUAUUUUGUGUUUGAAAUCUAUACCGAUCACGUACAUUUAGCACUAUACGCUAACUAGCUAGCAAGCUGGCAAACUACUAGUACUAUUACUCGUUUGUACUAACCAGCUAAAAGGGUUGGUCAACUCGGGGGCGAGUUAACAUCACAGUGUGUAGAGUGUAUCACGCCGGCUUUGCCCUGAAUUCGGGGAGAAUACCCGGCUCCGGCCCCCUCAAGCGGGCAGUCAGGAAGAAACUGGCUGGGAAGGGAUGGCCUGGUCGGUCUUCCCGUUCCCAAGGACAAGGUUCUGCGGUGUUUGAAGGAGGGCAAGUUCGGAUACAACCCAUCGUGGGUCGCAGCGCGAUGAUGGCUACAUCCCCCUCCGUGUCAGAGAGCCUUAUGGCCUCCGGGCUGUCUGGCAGAAAGAGCGAAGAAAUAGCGGAUUUGAUAGAUUUGUUUUCGAAGAUGCAGUACAGAGCGAAAGAAGUAAACCCGCGGGUGGAAUUGAUAGAGAAACGUUGCUUGGAGCUGUUUGGUCGAGACUACAAGUACAGUGUCAUCCACAACACCAAUGGAGAAGUGUGUGGACAUUACCCCAGGCAGAUAGUCUUCCUGGAGUACGAAUGCACAGAGCCCAAUAAAGACAGGUUUGAGAGCACGGUCCAGAUAAGCAAGCUGCAGGACCUAGUGAAUCGCAGUAAGAUGGCUCGCUGCAGGGGCCGCUUCGUCUGUCCAGUUAUCCUCUACAACGGCAAGCAUAUUUGUCGGUCGUCAACUUUGGCUGGAUGGGGAGAGCUGUACGGGCGUACAGGCUACAACUACAUUUUCUCAGGUGGGACCGAUGACACGUGGGCAGAGUCCGAGGAAGUUUUAGAGGACGAUAGUGCAGUGAGGAAUGGGGAGGUGCAGCUCUUUGACAAGGUGCGAGGCCUGGACAUCAAGCUGCUACGUUACCUGUCCGUGCGCUACAUCUGUGACCUUAUGGUGGAGAACAAGAAGGUCAAGUUUGGCCUAAAUGUCACCUCCUCCGAGAAGGUAGACAAAGCCCAACGCUAUGCAGACUUCACCCUUCUUUCUGUGCCUUACCCAGGAUGUGAGUUUUUCAAGGACUACAAAGACAGAGACUACACUGCUGAGGGACUGGUGUUCAAUUGGAAUCAGGACUUUGUAGAUGCGCCUUUGACAAUCCCCACGUGCUUUACCAAGAACUUGAACAUUGACUGGAGUGAAUAUCAGUCUUGGGACCUGGUGCAGCAGACCCAGAACUACCUGAAGCUGUUGCUUCACAUCAUCAACAAUGAUGAAGAGAGCGGCCUCCUGGUGCACUGUAUAUCUGGUUGGGAUCGGACUCCCCUCUUUGUGUCCCUCCUGAGGCUUUCACUGUGGGCUGACGGAGCUAUCCACUCCAGUCUAGAACCUGCCGAAAUCCUGUACCUGACCAUUGCCUAUGACUGGUUCCUCUUUGGUCAUAUGCUGCCUGAUCGCCUCACUAAAGGAGAGGAGAUUUUUUUUUUUUGCUUCAAUUUUCUGAAGCACAUUGUCUCAGAGAAGUUCUCUGCUGUUAAGAAACAAAGAAGAAAAAACUCCCAGUUCAAAGACACUGAUUUCACAGUGGAUGACCUAUGCCAGUUGAAGUCCCGGGACAGGGGCAGUGUGACCAGUCUGAGCAGUGACUUCUCUCUGAUCACGGAAGAUGCAGGGGGUGGAGCCUCCAGCCUCACCAACGACAGCAUGGACCUGUUGUCCAGCCAACCACUGGCUUCCAGCUGGAGGAAAGGUCCUACCUCGUCCCCCCAAACAGUGAUGUGGAACAGGCCCCUGCUCCUUGACGAGCGCCUGAGCCAUCCACUCAGUGAGGGCAAGUCCUCCAGCUCCUCCUCCUCCAACCAAUCAGAGCAGGGUUUCACACGCACCGGCAGCAGCCCAUUGGCCGUGCCAGGAAAGAGGCUGGCGGCGGAGUAUGCCCGCUCAGGCUCCUCCCUCUCCACAGAGUAUGGCAGCUGGCAGAUUGUCUCGGGCUGUGGCAGCAUCCACGACCAUGCCCCGUACCUGCUGCCCUCCGCCGCCGCCGCCGACUCACCCCUUCCCUUCAGCUUCCAGGAUGAGGGGCCCAAUGGACGAAUGUGCCAGCCCCCCCCAGAGCGGCAGGCCCGUUUGGAGGCGGUGAGGGAGGUCUUCCUGGCUGCCUACAGCUCCACCGUGGGGCUCAAAUCCUCGGUUUCCAGCCCCUCUGGUGCCAUCUCAGGCCUUCUUGAGCAGUUUGCCCGAGGCGUGGGUCUCCGCGGUACCAACAACAUCGUCUGAUGACCUCUCUCCUCCCUCCCAUCCCCAUAUCCUCAUUGGCCGUUGACAUCUUUAAUCUACUCACACUCUUCAUCACAUAAUCCCACCCUGUGAGGAAGGGUGGGGUGCUUCACGGUCGGACAUCAGAAGAGUUCAAUAAAAGAAGUGCCAAAAUUAAUGUACUCGACCCAGGGGCUGAGACAUAUUUAAUAUUCAUUUUUGGUUCUUUUCUUUUAGCAAAUGUUAGUGUCCUGGAUUUUUAAAAUCUUAUCUGUGCCAUUCGAACUUCCUCUUUACUGUUCUUUUUUGUGUGUUGCAUCUUUGUCAAAUUCAGGGAGUGGUUGGCCACAGUAUCAAAAGGGAACUGCAGGCUUAUUUGGCCAUCUCAGUUGCUCAUGUUUUAGAACAACAUUUGACCUUAAUUACACACCAAUUUACCUAGUUCAAACCAAUAAUUCAUUGUCUUUGAAAUGACAGACAAUUUUUUCAUUUCUUCCUAUUGAAAGAAAAGAAAAUGCUCUGGGAUUCAUCUUGACGAUCUUCCUCAGAAAAGCAUGUAUUUCUCCUUUUUUAGUGAAUGAAUAGACUGACGAGCUGCUAUUCAAUGCUGAACCAAGCUGGAGUAUCUACCGUUACAUUUUAAUUUUUUCAUAAAAUAUUUGAAUAGAUGAAUAUAUGGUGCCCUUUCCAAAACCCAUGAUUUGAUGGUUGGAUCAGCUGAUUCAUAUUCACAUGCAUAUUUCACAUUCAGUCACCUCAACCCCCUUUUUCUUUAUCAAUCUUCAAAACUGAAGCACAAAAAGGCAUUGGUCUAGUCCAUUGUACAUAAUCUUUUGUUUAAUAUUUUCAUAGCUCUUCCUUGCUGAUCAAGCUAGUAAAGUACAAACCCACCUUAGAAUUUUGCCAGUUAAGCAGUUCUCUCCACCCCACUGUCUCUCACAAGUUGCUCUUUGUGACCAGAAGCUGGCCUUUCAGAGUUGAAGGGCAUUGAGACUGCAAGGUGCAUACCAGUGUAUUUUUAGUAGUCGUUAAUCAGCGGUUUAUCAAAUUUUUCAGUGCAAGAUUUGAGCAUCACUUGGUAUUUUACGUUCGCUUGAGGGCCAAAUGGUUUUGAUGACUGCUAUACCUCAGGACCUUUCGUUGUGCCUUUUAUCAUAAGUGUGGAUGUGAUUCUUAAUUUAACAUUGUUUUCAAACACAUCUGUAUCUUGUACAGUUUGAAAUCUUGAAUUUAAUGGAAAAAAAAUCUGUUAACAGUUAAGCUCCAAGGUCAAUGGCUCUUCCACCCUCUUAUCAGUCACCAGACUGCUAGAACAGUCAUAUUGUUUCUGCUUUGUUUGAUUACAUUAGUUGUGCUAUGAUUUCAAGGUAACUAAUUAUGUAUGCUGUUUUAAGGAUGUUGAGGGACAUCAUUUUUGUCAAUCAAAAACAUCAGUCAUAUUGGAUAGAAGGGCUCUACCAGGGGAGUGCAACAUGUUAACCUGCCGGACGCUUAUUUUAAAAUGUGUUCACACAAUAGUAAGGCUUUGGAAAUUGAGUGAUAUCUGGUUCUCGAGUGAUCCACAAUUAGCUACAGGCACCUUUUUUAGGCUAUUAUUUAUGUUGCCCAAGCAGAGUAGAUAAAGCAAUGCCAGGGGUUAUCUCUCAAGAUUUUCUUUUUGGAGGCCAUUACUUUUAGAUAACUUGUUGAAGGGAGGGAAUCAGAGAAUCUCUUUUGGUUGGUUUGGACUCAUGUUUACAUAUUUGCUUUAAGGUAAUGCAAGAAGGUGAAUACUCCUUUUGUGUUCCAAAAAUAAUGUCAUGGAUUUCUUUCCAAUAUGUUGUUCAAGUAAUUGUUGAAGUAAUUGAAAAUUAGGUAAGAUUUAUUUUCUGCUCUGGCGUCAUGACAUUACAUACCAGAGACCCCUGUUCACUGCCUAAUCACUGUUGAAGACAUCACUUGACAUGCCAUGGUUUUGCAGAAAAUGUCAAAAUAACGAUCACAAAUCAUUCACCAUGUUACAAUACUUCUGUAGUAGCCUAUACUGUACAUUGUAACUUGAAGCACUUCAUUUCCAUGUAUUACAGUGUCUGCAUGCAUCUCUCCAACUUUGGCUUGUGGAAUUGUAUUGAAGGAUUGUCUUCUUUCCUUUUAAUUUUAAAUUCUGCGUUGCACUCAUCGUCCGUAUUUUCUGAGUAUAGAGAACGUUUUUCUUUGUACAGUCAAUUCAUUUUCAAGUAAUUUUAUCUUGUUUUAAAUUGCUCUCUUAAUUGUCGCCAGAGAUCGACAUUGGGAAAGAUUAAUUGAGCUGAAGGUCGCUAAUUCUGAAUUAAAAAGUUUAAAUACUCGU
Molecule: messenger RNA, 4972 nt
Organism: Osmerus eperlanus (European smelt)
Lineage: Eukaryota; Metazoa; Chordata; Actinopteri; Osmeriformes; Osmeridae
Gene: mtmr14
Product: myotubularin related protein 14
Exons: 19
Coding region: 724-2664 (646 amino acids)
Biological process (GO): dephosphorylation
Molecular function (GO): phosphatidylinositol-3-phosphate phosphatase activity
Source: RefSeq, a predicted model, not a curated record